ACAUUCAACCCACCAAAAUACGUUGUCAAUUAUGAAGACCGCUAUCAUCUUUUGCACUUUGUUUGCCUUAACUCUCGCAGCUCCUCCAGUCCCUUUCGACUUGGAGGACUCACCUGAAGCUGUCGAAGUCAGGCCUAAGUUGAUGACCUAUCCUGCAAGGAAACGUGGAAGUGGUACAAACAAAAUCGUGAAUGGCAACGUUGAAAAUCGAGGUGAUCAUCCAUACCAGAUCUCUCUGCAAAGACGUGGCAGCAGCUGGUACCACACUUGCGGUGCUUCCAUCAUUAACAACCGAGCUAUUUUGACAGCCGCUCACUGCGUUGACAGUGGUUCCGCUUCAGAAUAUAGAGCAGUCGCUUGUGAAUACAACUUGAAGAAAUCGGAUGGCGGUGAACAAACCAUUGCUGUCAGCCAACUUAUCAUCCACGAACAGUGGAACCCAGCUGUAAUCAACUAUGAUGUUGCAGUUGUAAAGUUGGCCUCGUCAAUCACCUACAAUUCCUAUGCUGCUCCAGUCGUAUUGGCUACAACCACGCCUAAUGACGGUGUAGACAGUUGGGUUACCGGAUGGGGAAGGACUCAAUACGAACCCGCGGUAAGACCUGACAUUUUACAAAUUAUGGCAACUGAAAGGGAAAGCGAUUACUGGGGAGAUAGAGAGAGCAGUAUCUACGAUGAAAAAACUCAAGUCGCAAGUUACAAUUAUAACAAAGGCAUCUGCAUGGGAGACAGCGGUGGUCCACUCGUAUACAAAAAUGGCAACGUAUUGACGCAAUACGGUGUCUGCAGCUACGUCUUGACCCCCUGCGGCAGUAGCAAAUCUGACUACUAUGCACGAGUAUCUUACUUCAGAAGUUGGAUCCUAACCAGGGCCUAAAUUUGAUCAAAGACACAUACCGUGUAAUUAGUUACAUUAGUAAAUUUUAGGUGACUUUAAACCUUCCUGUAGCAUUUAUGCAAUACACAAAUGAUUUAUUAGCAACGAGAUUCUAG
This is a messenger RNA of Trichoplax adhaerens, 993 nucleotides long. RefSeq lists its product as hypothetical. Gene Ontology annotation, biological process: proteolysis. NCBI's taxonomy places the organism in Eukaryota, Metazoa, Placozoa, Uniplacotomia, Trichoplacea, Trichoplacidae. The transcript is spliced from 7 exons. Gene Ontology annotation, molecular function: serine-type endopeptidase activity. The record is from RefSeq and is a predicted model, not a curated record. The coding region runs from base 32 to 877 and encodes 281 amino acids.